Molecule: messenger RNA, 213 nt
Organism: Blastocystis hominis
Lineage: Eukaryota; Bigyra; Opalinata; Blastocystidae
Exons: 3
Coding region: 1-213 (70 amino acids)
Biological process (GO): positive regulation of transcription by RNA polymerase II; chromatin remodeling
Cellular component (GO): histone acetyltransferase complex
Molecular function (GO): protein binding; histone H3 acetyltransferase activity
Source: RefSeq, a predicted model, not a curated record
AUGGAUUUGGGAACAAUUAAGGCGAGAUUAAUGAACGGGUAUUACAGCUCCAUGUAUGAUGUGAUGUAUGACAUUAAUGCUAUUUGGACAGCUUGUUUUUCGUUCAAUUCCCCAGAUAAAGAAGUGUAUAAGUGUGCUGUGACGUUAAAGGAGAUGUAUGAGAACCAGUUAGAAGAGAUAUAUGAAGAAAGUGGGUGCAACUUGAAGAAUUGA